This is a messenger RNA of Impatiens glandulifera, 3307 nucleotides long. Its product is annotated as WPP domain-associated protein. The transcript has 6 exons. Lineage: Eukaryota; Viridiplantae; Streptophyta; Magnoliopsida; Ericales; Balsaminaceae. The record is from RefSeq and is a predicted model, not a curated record. Bases 345 to 2921 code for a protein of 858 amino acids.
GUCAAAUCCACACCAAAUAUUUACUCAUACCCAAAUCACAAAUCUCGUCUCUUUUGGCUGCUCUUCGUCUAUUCGAUUUCCCCCCCUCAAAAAAGCAAAGCCCUAAUAAAGCAAAGCAAAGCAAAACAAAUCAAGUAAGUAAACGCUUCAGUCUCCCGCCCGUCUUUCACAACACAAUUCCUUCUUUCUCUUUUCUGGGUACGCUUCUUUUCGUCUGAAAUACUUCUUCGAGGAAUCUCCGCACAAACCAUAAUAAAACCCAUAUUCAUUUGCUCCUUCUCCGGUUCCAUCGAUUCAGAAGAUUUCCGCGGCCAUCUCCGUUUGAUGCUAAUUAUAUAGAUAACAUGGAGAGUAGUGAUGAUGUUGUAAUUUCAAAUGGGUUAGAUAAUGACAGAAUGGUAUCUAAUGCUAAAGAAGAUACAAUUGGUGUUGAAUUCCUUGAGGAUUUUGAUUCUUACAUGGAAGAUAUCAACGAGAGAUUGGUGGUUUCGCGAAUGGUAAGUGAUUCUGUCAUGAAGGGAAUAGUGAAUGCAGUUGAACAAGAGGCAUCUGAAAGAAUUACUGACAAAGAAUUUGAGAUUUCUCUUCUGAAAGAAUCUCUAUCUUUUCACCAAACUGGUUCUGAUAGAAGUGGUUAUUCGGAUGAUGUUGGCAGCCUACGAAUUGUGGCGAUAGAUCUGGUUAAGAAGAUGAAGAAAGAGAUUGAUAGACUUAAAGGGGGUUCUCCUUCGAUUCGAAAGAUGGCUUCUGGUUCAGAGUUGAUGGGUUUGGGCGAAAUUCUACAGGAUAAAGUUUCCAACAAUUUUGCUGUAAUGGAAAACUCUCUCGAUGAUUUGGAAACCACCAUUGAUAAGAUUUGUUCGGAGGAUUCAUCGAUAAGUGAGUGGAAGCAUGAACAGGAGUUGCAGAGAGAGCUUGAAGGAUUUAUUAUUCAGAUUUCAAUUAAGAAUCUUCAAGAAGAAUUCGCAGAGAGUUUAAAGUAUCAAAGCUGCAGUUACUGUGAAAACAUGGUCGAGAAAAUCAACAAGAUUUCAAGUUUGCGGAAGGAUCUGAAUGAAAUCCUGAACUCGGUUUCGAAUUCCGAAUCUCACAAUUUGGAUAGUCAUCACCGCAAAUUUUCGCUGGACAGUCACGUGUUUUCGUCAAUAAUGCGAGGAAAUGGAGUUUCAAACGAGUCUACAAAUGGUACGCUCGAUAAAUGGAGCGCUGCCCAGUUUAAGCACUUGCAAAAGGACGAGUUGGUUGAAUAUUUCAAUACUGAAAUUUCGAAGAUGAGGAGGAACCAUGAAAGCACGGUUCAGGAGAUGACCGAAGAUUAUUUUACUCUGAGACGAGAAUAUUUGAAAGAAAAUGGUUCAUCUUCACCGUUUCGCAAAGAUAAAGAAUUGGAUGUUUUGAAGAAAAAAAUCCAAGAGAUCAUAUCGAGAUUGGACGAUAUCCCUCUGGAAAAUAAAAAACUGUCCGUAGUAACAAACGGGGAUAGAUUGAACGACAGGCUGAAUGAUCUUACAUCUGAAAACCAUCAACUUAGAGAAACUAUUCUCGAAAAGAAAAAGGAAAUGACAUUUUUAUCAGAUCAAGCUUCUAAUGCAUCAGAGAAGAUGACACAGUACUCAUUAAACGAGAUCAAGUUACUGAAAUCAAUUGAAGAUCUCCGAUCUUUCGAGGAAAACACAUUCCUCGAGAAUUUGAUUGCUUCAGAGGUAUUCAAAUGCACCUUUGAAGACUUAAGAUCAUUUCAGGCCAUAAACGCUACUACUGAAGCGCUGGAAAUUGAUGAGGCAGAACUAGAACACUUGGCUAUGCAAGGGCUUUGUGAAAUUCUCUACGAAGAAGCUUUAAAGGAAGCCGAGUUACAAAUUAAAGAACUAAAAAUUAGAAACGCUUCAGAGUUUGAUCGCCGCGUUCAUCUUGAGCAUAACGUAACUGAAAAAGAAGAUAAACUGAAAAGUCUUAUUCACGAGAAGGAAGAUUUGGAGAAGAAGUUAAAACUAGCGGAACUUUUGGUGGAAAAGCAUGGGAAUUCGACAUUCGAAAUGUCAAUGUUGUUAACCAAGGAGAAAGAACGCGUUGAACUAGCUUACAAAGAGAUCAAUGAUUUGAAGGAGAAAACCUGUUUGCAGGAAUCAUUGAUCUCCGAGAAAAGCAAAGAACUCGAUGCCAUCAAAAGUAAAUUGUUGGAGAUAUCACAACAAAACGAGGCGCAUACUUUGCAAAUAAGAGAACUAAAAGAAAAUUUAGAAUCGCUAACGCUUCAGUUUACAAGCAUCGACAAAGAGAGGCAGUCACUUCUGGCUGCCAAUCAAGAGAAAUUGGGAGCUCUUUCAUUGCUAGAAGCUAAGGAGGAAAAACAAAGAGAACAAAAUGAGGCGCAAACUUUGGAAAUAAGUGAAUUAAAAGAAAAUUUUGAAUCACUAGUGCUUCAGUUUACAAGUGUCGAUGAAGAGAGGCAGAGGCUUGUGGCUGCUAAUCAAGAGAAAUUGGGAGCUCUUGUAUUGCUAGAAGCGAAUGAGGAAACACAAAGAAAACAAAUUAACGCUCUCAGUGUUUCUGUCAGCAGCCUUUCAGAUUCACUAGCCAAAUUUGAGGACAAAGUAUUUGAGGAUAUUAAAAAUGAUAGCUCGAGGUUAGAAGGGUUAAGUUAUGAAGUGCGUCCUCUCAUCAAGGAUGUUAAAAUACUGAAAAGAACUAGUUUUCUGUAUAAACAACAGCUUGAAAGGGUAUCAGAUACCCUCCAACUAGCUGAGGCUGAGGUUGAUCUUUUGGGCGAUGAGGUGGAUGUGCUAUUAGGUCUUCUUAAGAAAAUCUACAUAGGACUUGAUCACUAUUCACCAAUUUUGCAAUAUUAUCCUGGUAUUAUGGAGAUCCUUAGGUUGGUUCAGAGAGAAUUGCGGGUAGAACCUACUAAACAUGCGUCAUGAUGUGAUUAACAAGGUUUUCUGAUUUGAAGACACAAACAAAGUUUAAAGUCCAAAAGAUAUAGAAUGGAGGGAUGCAACAUGUAGAGCAAAAUAGUGAGCUGAUUAUUAUUGGUUAUUGGUUUUUUUUUUUUUAUUGUUGACGAAGGGUUGUUGUUAUUGUUGUUUAACCUUGUUUUGAACAUAUCGUAAAUUUGCUUUAGUGCUAGGUGGGUGACCUAAGGUUAGUUUUUGUUUUUGUUAGCACAAACAAAUGUUUGUUUUAUACAGGCAGAUCCAUUGUUAGGCCUAAAUGUUUUUAAUUUUGAUCAUAUAAUUCAGAAUCAACAUUCAUAUUGCAUUGAAACAUGUAUUAAAAGAUGAGUUAAAAAGUUGUCAUAUUUAAAACA